This is a messenger RNA of Anneissia japonica, 1820 nucleotides long. RefSeq names its product proline rich transmembrane protein 1B-like. The record is from RefSeq and is a predicted model, not a curated record. Lineage: Eukaryota; Metazoa; Echinodermata; Crinoidea; Comatulida; Comatulidae. The coding region runs from base 68 to 496 and encodes 142 amino acids. Gene Ontology annotation, cellular component: membrane. The transcript is spliced from 4 exons.
AGUAAUACCAGUCUCUCGUGUAGAGUCAUACCAGUCUCUCGUGUAGAGUCACUCUUUGCCAAUUACAAUGCAAACGGUAACUAAUGAUUCACAAGCGAACCCACAGGCACAGGCUCCUCCAGUCUACAAUCAACCCGCCGGCCACAGCUCCUAUAAUGUACAGCCUUUUACAAGUAUGGUUGUGGAGAGAACAAGACCAGAAAACUAUUUAGUGAUGGCUAUUCUUGUGACGCUCUGCUGUUGUUUUCCCUUCGGACUCAUCGGUGUUGCUUACAGUAUUAGUAGUUCAAAUAGGUUUGACAGUGGAGAUGAUGCAGGGGCUAUGGCUGCUGCUAAUUUGGCGAAAAAAUGGUCGAUCACCGGUUUGGUUUUCGGUAUCGUCAUCAUUGUCCUCUCCUUAACGUUCGUCAUAUUAGUGAACACGGUGCUGGUUCCUGUGAUUUUUUCUGCGGCACUUUCAGCCGUGCCUCCCACAUCGCAGCCUACAUCCUACUAGGGAAUUGUUUAGGUCUGCAGCUGCGUAAUGUGGAAAACCAAUGUUGUUUUUAUUGUCAUUGAUAUAUUGAUAUAUUUUCUUGUAAUCGUAAUGUUCGAAAAUGAACGUAUACCUUUUAAAGAAUAAUAGUUAACCUUUUACGGAAAAGAAAUAGUUGUAAGAAAAAGAACUAAACAGAUACAUGUUAGUUUUCGACUAGGCCUACUUAAGAUUUUAAAAAGCAUCUUGUCUGUAGAGUGAAGUUUUAAAGAACGUCACAGUUCCAAAAUUUCACAUUAUAUCAGGUCUAUUUAUCGGCUCUGUUUUUCGAAUCAUAGUAACUUUAUUCGUCUACAUAUUUUUUUUUUCAUUAUUGUAAGAAAUGUUUUAUCAAUAAAUUUCAUGCACAUACAGACUAUUUUGCGCUUUACAUGUACUACAGUAUCACCAUUAAAAUUACCACUGGUCAUUUUAUAGAUGACGCCCUCUAUGACUGUAUACCUAGGAUCUUCUCCAGGAGCCACGCUAUUUUGAAUAAAUUUGAGGUUUUAUAACAGUACACGACAAUACUUGCCUAUAAGUUAUAAAUAUUAAUUAAUGUAAUCAAACGUAUAAUUAAUUAAAGCAUUGUAAAAAAAUAUGAUAAAAUAGGGUACAACACAAGGUUCUUAACUUAACGAGCAAGUUAAUUUUGAUUACAGUAGACCCUCUUGUGGGACACCCCUAUUCAGGGACGCCACUAUUAUGGGAACACUUUUAAUAUAUAUCUUUUAACAAUAUAUGUUUUAACACUACAGCCAACCCCCCUAUUAAGGAGACACCUCUAUUAAGGGGACGGGGACACUUUUUGAGUGGGCAAAUGGUCGAAUCAUUUUUAGAAGGUUCAUUGGAUGACUAGUGCAUGUGUAAAUUUCGAGUUCGAUUACAUUAACCAUGGAGAUUUCUUGUUUUGUGGAUUUUGCAAUAGGAUUCUAAUUUCCUAAGAGGCUGCACCCUGAUUUCGAAAUUGGCACUAUCCAUAUCCAUACCUGGCUUAUUUCCAAUAGACUAACUCUUAACAUUGAUAAAACGGAGGUGAUGUUAAUUGGCACACCUCAGCGGCUAAAAAAUAUAGAAAUUGACGUAUCUUUUGCUGGCAAACGGAUUAAAAAAGUUACUAUGCACAAGCACCUUGGUGUUUAUAUUGACAAUAAGCUUGACUGGCAUUCACAUGUCAGCAAACUUUGCUCCAAACUUGCACAUAAAAUUCACAUUUUAGCCAGAAUAAGAACUUUUAUUUAUUCUAUAAUACAAGCUAAUUCUCCCACAUAUUGACUACGGUGCCCUCUUGUGGGGUACACGCAGC